CCAUUAAUGCAUGAACUCGAUAGCAGUUCGCGAUUGAUAGUCGGAGUGAAAAGACGCACUACGUGCUGUCAUAAUUACUAUAAGUUUACAAGCGGAAGGAGUAUUGUGUACAAUAUUGAUUAGUGACUCCGGCGAUUGUUUAAUAGUGUCAUAUGCUUAUAUCUUUGGAAUUUCGUAUUAUGAAUGAAAAAUCGCUUUGAAAAAAUAGUAUAUCCGUAUAAGAUGACUUGUAUUUUGUCAGUGCCUUCUUUGCACACAAACUCAUUUAGCGAGGGCGGUGCAGAUAUACGAAAUAAAGAAUGUGAAAGUUUAGAUUUGAACUGGAUUACUGACCAAAAUCUACAUUCCGGAUCAUCUGAAAAUCAAAGAUGUGCCACCGCGUGUCAUGUAGAAUUGCUUGCCAGCACGGAUUCACCUGUGUCAUGCCGAAUGGAAAUUUCAAAUGGACUUUCUGGGAAUGUGAAACACGAACAAAUGAAUGUGCAUACCGAAGAAAGUUUUGAAACGGACCUUAAACCAACUAAUACGGAAAAGCAUGUUCAUAUAAAUGAUAAACAGCGUGUAACCAACCUAUCUGAUAUGUGCAACAAGACAGAUGUAUUGCCGGAUCAUACGAAUAUAAGGAACCAUGGAGUCAAACGAAAAGCCGAAAUGAAGGAGACCGAAGAAACCUUUAUUCCACCUAAACGCGUCUCACCGUUUUUAAACACACCAAAGGAAAGAAAAGACGAAAGAAAGAAAAUUCUGAAAAUCUCAAUUAAAAAGAUAAAACAGUUAGAUAACCCCGAAACCUAUCUUAGAAAAACAGUUCUUGUGAAUAACACAAUGAAACGUCUUCAAACGGAAUUACGACAAGAAAAACGUAGAGCUAAGAAAUUUCCAUCAAAUAACAGAAGGCCUUUCAGUGGAUAUGAUCUAACUAACAACAUUUGUAUGUCAGACACUUAUUUGUUUGAUGAUCCUUUCCUAUGUGGAAUUCAUGAGAAAAUCACAGACGAUAUGACAGACACACUCAUUAAUAACGUGUUUCAUAAUAAAACGAAUGACGAGAGCAAAGAAUCUUAUAUUAGUGAAAUGUCAGACACGAGGCCUAAUGAAAAAGAAGUUUCUAACGAUCAGUUGUGCAUUAACUCAAGAAUCUUUACGUCUUUAAAUGUCUCUGAAGAAAAUUCAGUUCAAAAUCCUAGUGCCAAGAAUACUACUAACAUAGAGUGUAACAUUUGGACGUGCUUAGACAAUAGAUCAGGUACACAGGAAAUGCCUGUUGACAGGUGCUGUGAGUUUGAAGUUGUAAAUCAGCGCAUAUUUAAUAGCAGUGAAGAGAAUUUAAGAACUAUUAGCUAUGAUGAUAUCGGAACAGUGAAUAUAAGGAAAAGUGACACUCAGACUAAAGGAAACAAUAGAUAACACCCAAGUAAAGUACAAAUAACAGUUAGUAUCAAAACACGAUAAGGAUAUCUAACCAAGCGAAACUAAUAAAGCGUGAGAAUUCAAUAGAUGCUAAAAUAAAAUUUGCAGACAUUGUUCAACACCUGUUUGAUACAGAUGUUUAUAAUUCGUUUGUAGCGUAAAAAAGAAAGGUGCAGUAUACGAACAAAGCUCUAGCUUAGAUCUGUUGGAACUCGAUCAAAAAUGGACCAGAAGUUGUUAUCGCAUUCCUUCAGUACAUUCUUGUCUGGAUUGCAGAUUAAUCAUAGCAGUGUUAUUCUAUGUUUAAUGCAAUACAGAAUCAUGAUAUUUGAAUUAAGAAUACAUUGGAUGGAUCAUUUGAUAUUCAUUCAAAAUAUGACAGGUUUUAUGAUAGGAAUGAUUUGAUCUGAAAUUGAUACAUCAUAUCCAUCUAGUCAUUUCGUAUAUAUUGUUGUUCUAUAAGUCCUGUAAACAACAGUCCUUUAGCCUGUGUACAGCGUAAUCUAUAGAGAAACUAUAAAAUAAAACUAAUCAAUUUAGAGUAGUAUACGAAACGUUGGUCGAGUCAAAUGCAAAACGGUAAGAAUGAACCACCAAAUCGGCCAUUGAGCGACCAAGUCAUAAAUUGUUAUAUUUUACAUAUACAUAAGGUAAUAUACAUGUGCACUAGGGACACCACGACCGACCAUUAAAAGUUUGCAUAUACCUAAUAUUCUGCUCUGCAGCAUGUUUCUGUAGUCUCGGCAAAUUCAUUUACACGGAAUGACUUUAUGAAUGUUUUAUGUCUAUUUUACGAGCAACAUAUUCCCUUCCUCAUGUUAAGUUCUAUUUCAAUUAGAUUUAUAGUAUUGCUGAUAACCAUACGUUCAUCUCGAGCAUUAACACUGGUUAUGAGUUUUGAAGUUUUGCACACACAAAGCCUUUUAUCCUAUGUCUUUCAUGCAUUGACAUAAAAUUUGAAACAUGUUAAAAUAAUUAUGUAUUACGCAUUAUGGGUUAGGAAGCCAGGGAAGUCUGACGUUAUUAAAUUUUAAUGUUUCAUUUCAUCCGUGCAAUGCUAUUUGAAGAAAAAUCACAGCAUUUCCUUAGAAACAGUUCAGAUCUAGCUUUAUCAUAUUUCUGCUAAAUAAAGAUUGGGUAUUUAUCUUCUGUACCGUAGGGCAUAUUUGUAUAUGUUAAGUUUUCGCACACUCUGGCCUAGCUUGGCCCGGCCUAGCCCAAUAUUUGGCAUAUCGGGCCAGGCUAGACCAGGUUAGGCCAAGUCAGAGAACUUGCCUCACAGUAGAACUUCUCUUAUCCAGAUGAACUUUGGACUAUGUUUUGUUCAAGUUUUCAUACAAUAACUAAUUACAGAAAUGUUUGUUGCUAUAUAUACCAUUAUAAUAUAAAACCUAUUUAUAAGUUGUUUUUAAUGAAAACAUAAAGAUGCGUCUUUCAUUUUUGUCUUUUCUUUGUUAUUAAGCCUUUUACCUUCUUAUUCAAACAUGACCACUAACAGUUGACAGUAUGAAUUAUAAAGUGUAGUGACUCUUUUACCUUUUAUCUGUCCUAUCCCCUUGCUAUCUUACAUAGAUACAUUGACAUGACAAAAACUGCAAUAUAAUAUUCAUCAUGUCAUAGUUAUAUUUGCAGUGGGUGUGAUACUGCAAUAAUAUAAGUUUUACAUGAUACGUUUUCAGUUUUUCUAUUAGUAAAUGAAUCCCUAACAUUUGAUAAUAAAUGCCCGAGAAAAAGUUAUACAUUGACCUUGAUCAUUUUUGUACUUAAAUCAACGUAAUGUCACUCCUUUGACGUAUUUUAAUUGUAUUUCAGGUAUAAAUAUUGAAAUGUCAUUCAGUAGUGUAUACAAUACUUCACCGAUUUAUUACAACGCAUUAUGAAAAUUGCUGAUCUUAAGAGAUAAUAUUUGUUGUUUAAAGGGUAACACGGACUGCGAUAACACGUAUGUAAAUAAAGCUUACGAUAUCGUAUCAUACCAUUAGCAAAGCUUACGUAAUAUUCAGUCAUAUAUGUGAAGGUUGUUUUAGUAGACUGGGAAAUGUUUGCAAUUGUUUUUAUUUCCGCGAUUUAUAAAUCACUCGCUAAUUCAAGAUACUUGCGUGUUCCAAUUUGGACAGUGCCAUUAACUGUUAAAAUGGGGUGUUUACCAAAAAGAUACUGGCUGAAUAACGAACAGUGCAGAUCAUGAUCAGACUGCACGGAUGUGCAGGCUGUUCAUGAUCUACACUGGUCGCAAAGGCAGAAUCAAUCGUAUCCAGCAUGGUAAGGGUUAACACCCAUCAUGUCUUCAAACGCACUCACAGCAUUUUCACCGAUCAUGUCAAUUGCAUUCCUUCGGAUUGUUUUCCUUUAAAGCUGUUGCGAUCAAAGUUAACUAAAACGCAAUGUCCAAGUCUUGGUUUUUAGUAGUAGACUCUUUUGUGAUCAUGUUUUGCCCAAUACACAUUUUUCAAGACUUCGGUAGAAAUAGUUACUAUUUAUAUCCCUGCAUUUGUUAUAUUAUUAUUCACAUUUUUUCCUUCUUAUUUCAUUUUUUGUUGAUAUAUUAUGUAUUUUCGUUUCACCCUCAAUUUACAUCACCACAUAUAAUUACGACUGACAAAAACAUGUUGUUGUGUUUAUUAUCUUAAACGUGUGCUUCUGUUCUGGCAUGUUGUUAUGAAUUCAGUUCAAUUUGCUUACUAACAGUAUAGGUAAUUUUAUGUAACGUCCUUUAUACAUCAUUUUACUUUUAUUUGUUAAAUAUGAUGAUUACUGAUAUCAAAUUGUUUUAAAAUAAAAGAUGAAAUUAUUAUUAUUGGGAAUAAAGUGAUAAUGUAUCGUUUA
Molecule: messenger RNA, 4236 nt
Organism: Mercenaria mercenaria
Lineage: Eukaryota; Metazoa; Mollusca; Bivalvia; Venerida; Veneridae
Exons: 2
Coding region: 184-1407 (407 amino acids)
Source: RefSeq, a predicted model, not a curated record